Molecule: messenger RNA, 1637 nt
Organism: Schistosoma haematobium
Lineage: Eukaryota; Metazoa; Platyhelminthes; Trematoda; Strigeidida; Schistosomatidae
Exons: 1
Coding region: 922-1305 (127 amino acids)
Source: RefSeq, a predicted model, not a curated record
UUGAUUUCGAAUUCUAAAUACAAUACAUUCGUUUGUGGUUAUCUAGUAAUUCUUGAUCCGAUUACGUUAUUUCUGGGAUUCUUAGUUCAUACUAUAAUUCAAAUACUUCUAAUUAUCAAAUUGGCGUCGCGAUGGAGCCUGUGAUGGAAUUGUUGGAUAUACAUUUAGAUUUUGAUGCUUUUGAGGAUUACUUUGAAAGGUUCGAAAUUUGGGCUAUGACCAAGGAAGAUAAUGAGGAUGUUAAUAUUGUAGCACAAUUCCUUACAUUCAUCGAAGAAGAAGCAUCUAGCUUAUUAAAAACUCUGGCUUUACCGGAAAAGCCCAUUUCGCUUUCUUAUACAAUUCUCAAGGAUCUACUGCUAGACUAUGUUCAGUAUACAAAUUCCGAAUGUCGUAAGGGAGGAAGAUUCCGUAAAAUAAUUCAUGAGGAUAUAAAAAAACUCCGCUGCAUUUCUUCAUCCCAACCCAGUGCAUACUCAAGGUUAUGCAGAUAAUUCAUUGAGGUGUUGUGAUACAGUUCACAAAGACGGGUACACGUUUGGUCAGUGUUUGUCCUGCGGCAAGUUCCACUCUUUUAAUUCAUGUAAACUUCGUAAUUCUAAGUGCUUUAAAUGUGGUGAUAUUGGACAUAUUCAGCCAGUUUGUAAUACUACUGUUCAUCUUGCUGCAACUAAUAAUAAGUCUUGUAAUUCUGAUUCUAUUAAGCCGAGUAUUUAUAAUGAUCAUUUAUCUUUAUCAACGAUUUCAAAAGACAGCGUAGAGUCAUAUAACAGUUCAGAGUUAAAUGAAACUCAGAAUUCUUAUGAGACAACAGUUUCUAAUCAAUCAACUUAUCAGAUUUCUCAUGUUAUUGUACCAGAUAUAGUUUUUCCUAAUAAUUCACUUAUUUCUGACGAAAUUCCUUGCAAAUCUGAGGAAAAUAUGUUAAAUGAACCUAGUCAUGAACGAAAACCUGAGGCAGUCUUGAUAGAUGCUGAUUUUUCUAAUGAUCCUUUACUCUGCAAUGACAUUCUUAAUAAAUUCGAGGAAACUAUUUCAGAAGAGACAAAGCUUGAUGUCAUAUCAAUUAUCAUUUGUCCUCAUAAUGCAUUUGUUUCUUGUGGGAAACUUGUUCAAUGCGAAGCACAAGUACUAAAUGAGCUCGAUUUUGAUUAUAAUUCGGAUGGUUCCAUAUCAACUGCUGUUUAUCGUUUUCACAAAAACACUUCUAAUGUUUACUCUAACCAAUGUGAGAAAUAUGCUUUAAAUGAAUCCACAUCAUUCAUAACUUGGGGAUAUAAAGAUUCGACAUUAUUUUGUGGUUGAAGGUAGUCUAAAAGUCUAUGGUUCAAAUUCUAGGUAGCAGCGGUUUUAGUACAAAACCGACAUGCUGAUUACACAAUCCCAGGAAGCAGGUGAGUCUGUUCCGACUUCGGUUGUUUAUUCCAAUACUAAUGAGCACAUUCUAGAUAAUACAGAGUCUUUAUUCAAUACACUGUCGGACAGAUACAGGAUGAACAUAAGAAGAAGACGUACAAUCGAUUACAGACACACUCCAAUUUAAGCUGUGGCGGAUGUGGUGUUUGAAUGAACUAAUGAUUCCUUUGUACUUGUUGAAUGCUUGAUUUCGAAUUCUAAAUACAAUACAUUCGUUUGUG